AUGGCCUCCCUGCGCACCUUGGCCAGCAGCUUCCCAGCAUGGGUUUUCUUCUGCUGCUGUUGCUGUCUCCCUCUUCUUCUCACCAGCUCUCUGCCUCUGAAAGGGGCUCCCAGUGCCCAUCAUGCCUGCAGGCUCAGGAAGAUCCACUUCCAGCAGCCCUACAUCAGGAAUCGUACCUACACCUUGGCUAAAACGGCCAGUGCUUCAGACAAGGACACGGACAACAGAUUGAUUGGGCAGCAGCUCUUUGUUAACAUCAGGGAAAACAACCGCUGCUACAUGAUGAAGAGGGUUGUGGAGCUUGUAGUAAAAGAUGUUCUCCUCACUGAAGUCAAGAGCCAGUACCCUUAUGUAGAGGAGGUGGCACAGUUCUUGGCAUCCCUGACCUCAGAGCUGAGCAGCUGUCAAUUCUCAGGAAAGAGAGACCACAUUGAAAAGAACCUGGAACAAAUGAAGAACAAAAUGGAACAGUUGGGAGAAAAUGGAAAGACUAAAGCCAUUGGAGAGCUGGAUUUACUGUUUGACUACAUGGAAAAUGCCUGUACAGAUGCCCCAAAGAAGGGAGGGAACAAGAAGAAAAAUUGA
This is a messenger RNA of Camarhynchus parvulus, 585 nucleotides long. RefSeq names its product interleukin 22 (gene IL22). The coding region runs from base 1 to 585 and encodes 194 amino acids. Gene Ontology annotation, cellular component: extracellular region. NCBI's taxonomy places the organism in Eukaryota, Metazoa, Chordata, Aves, Passeriformes, Thraupidae. The transcript is spliced from 5 exons. The record is from RefSeq and is a predicted model, not a curated record.